GGGAAGCCUGUUGGUGGACCAUCCACCCCGCCUCGAAGCAGCGGUCGGAGGGGGAGAAGGUGCGCGUGGGGGACGACCUCAUCCUCGUCAGCGUCUCCUCUGAGCGGUAUCUGCACUUGUCCACCGCCAGUGGAGAACUUCAGGCCGAUGCCUCCUUCAUGCAAACCCUUUGGAACAUGAAUCCUAUCAGUUCUGGCUGCGAGGAAGGGUGUGUGACUGGUGGCCAUGUCAUGCGCCUCUUCCACGGCCACAUGGACGAAUGCCUCACCAUCUCCACCACGGACCAGAAUGAAGAGCAACGCAGGGUGGUGAACUAUGAAGGGGGGCCCGUCUGUUCCCAGGCUCGAUCCCUCUGGCGCCUGGAGCCUCUGCGCAUCAGCUGGAGCGGCAGCCACAUGAAGUGGGGUCAACCCUUUCGUGUCCGCCACGUCACCACGGGACGCUACCUGGCCCUGACUGAGGAGAAAGGGCUGGUUGUGGUGGACGCUGAGAAGGCCAACACCAAAGCAACAGCCUUCUGCUUCCGGGUUUCGAAGGAAAAGCUAGACGUGGCCCCGAAACGAGACGUGGAAGGCAUGGGCGCACCGGAGAUCAAAUACGGAGAGUCCAUGUGCUUCGUGCAACACGUGGACAGCGGCCUCUGGGUGACCUACGCAGCUGCUGAUGCCAAGGCGAUGCGCCUGGGUUUGCUCAAGAGAAGGGGGUGGGUGGGUGUCUCUCCUCUCUUCCAGGGCAUGAUCACUCUCGUCCUGAACUGCAUCGACCGCCUCAACGUCUACAGCACGGCCGCGCACUUUGCCGAGUUCGCUGGGGAGGACGCGGCCGAGUCGUGGAAGGAGAUCGUCAACUUGCUCUACGAACUCUUGGCCUCGCUGAUCCGUGGGAACCGUUCCAACUGCGCCCUCUUUUCCAACAACCUGGACUGGCUGGUCAGCAAACUGGACCGACUGGAGGCGUCCUCUGGCAUUUUGGAGGUUUUGUAUUGUGUCCUCAUCGAAAGUCCAGAAGUGCUGAAUAUCAUCCAGGAAAACCACAUCAAGUCCAUCAUCUCCCUCCUGGACAAACAUGGACGCAACCACAAGGUGGGUUGCGGUGAGCUUGACUCGUCCUUGCGGUUUUCUUCGGGGGGGGGGGGGCGCCUAGAUUUUGUGGCAAGCAACGUUGGAUACAGGCGGUGAAAGCUUGUUGCCUGAGGACUUCAACUCCCAGAAUUCGUGAGCCACAUGCGCCCCAACAUCUUCCUGGGCACCCACGAAGGAUCCACCCAGUACAAGAAGUGGUAUUACGAGAUGAUUGUGGACUCGGUGGAGCCUUUUGUGACCGCCCAGGCCACGCAUAUGCGAGUCGGCUGGGCCAUGGCGGAAGGCUACAGCCCCUACCCAGGGGGUGGAGAAGGCUGGGGCGGCAAUGGCGUUGGGGAUGACCUCUACUCUUUCGGCUUUGAUGGUCUCCACCUGUGGUCAGGCCGCGUGGCUCGGGCCGUGGCGUCUCCCGGGCAGCACUUGCUGGGGGCGGACGACGUGGUGAGCUGCUGCCUGGAUUUGAGCGUUCCCAGCAUCUCUUUCCGUAUUAAUGGCUUCCCGGUGCAAGGCAUGUUUGAGAACUUCAACCUGGACGGGCUUUUCUUCCCCGUGAUCAGCUUCUCGGCCGGCAUCAAAGUGCGCUUCCUCCUGGGGGGUCGCCACGGAGAGUUCAAAUUCAUGCCGCCCCCAGGCUACGCUCCCUGCUACGAGGGUGUCCUCCCCCGGGAGAAGCUGCGCGUGGAGCCCAUCAAGGAGUACAAGCACGACAUCAACGGCAUCCGGAACCUCCUGGGGCCGACCCAGUCCUUGUCCCACACGUCCUUCACCCCCUACCCUGUGGAUACCGUCCAGGCAGCCAUAACUGCCCUAUACACAGAACUGGUAAUGGAUCCCAACACCUUCCAACUCUGUUAUUCUGAUCAGCGUAUCCUUUGCAUCUCCAGAAUUCACCAGGAAUAG
Molecule: messenger RNA, 1982 nt
Organism: Thamnophis sirtalis
Lineage: Eukaryota; Metazoa; Chordata; Lepidosauria; Squamata; Natricidae
Source: RefSeq, a predicted model, not a curated record